Molecule: messenger RNA, 220 nt
Organism: Caenorhabditis elegans
Lineage: Eukaryota; Metazoa; Nematoda; Chromadorea; Rhabditida; Rhabditidae
Gene: R160.12
Product: Methyltransferase
Exons: 2
Coding region: 37-201 (54 amino acids)
Source: RefSeq, marked reviewed
AAGCUGCUCUGGAAAUGACUUUCUCAAAAUUGGAAAAUGGCACACUUUGAGCGUAGGGAGAAGUUUUUUCGUAGUAAACAAUAUUGGCUCGAAACAUGGGAUCAUGAGGUAAAGUACUUCAAUAACAAUGUGUGGAAUGAAGAAAACAUCAAGGCGUUCGAUUUUUGCCUAACGCCUAAAGCAUGUGAAGUUCUUAAAUAAAACGUGAACAAAACACGAU